GGUAGCUGUCAAAGACAAUAGUUGCGCAACUGACCGGUAAUUUUAGCGUAUAAAAGCAAAUUUGCACGUGUCUUGAUGCUACAUUCAUCGUUUCACACAUCCAGUUAUAUAUUUUAUCGAAUUAGACAGCUUUCUUCACAACAUCUAUAAAAUCAUUGGUGCAUUGAACAGUUUUACAUUCAGUGGAUCUAAACGAAUCUGGGUGAUUAAGAAAUUUACAUUGUAAGAUAUGGCAGCAUCUGAAAGAACACCGUUACUAGUUAAUGCAGUCGAGAGCCAAUCAAAGGAUGCGAUAGUACCAACAUCUCCAACCGGAACGGCUGAAUUCUCAUUCAAAAGUGUAGAUAGACGGAAAAAAUUCAUCUUGGUGUCCAUGGGGUUUGUGAACUUUUGCGCCUCAUGCUGUUUUUCACUUCUAGCACCAUUCUUUCCAAUAGAGGCUGGACAUAAAGGUGCCUCUCAAAGUGUAGUAGGUCUUAUUUUCGGCGUGUUUGAACUUGUUAUAUUUAUAUCAUCACCUAUAUUUGGUAAUUAUAUAUCCAAGAUAGGAUGUAAAUUUAUGUUUAUAUCUGGUAUAAUGGUAUGUGGAUCAUGUGCUAUAUUAUUUGGAUUAUUAGACAAAUGUCCUGACGGCACAAUGUUUAUUGUGAUGUGCUUUCUAUGUCGGUCUAUCGAAGCCCUCGGCUGCUCUGCGUUCGUAACAGCGCUAUUCGCUAUACUAGCCCACGAGUUUCCAGACAGUGUUAUAACUGUAAUGGGUUCUUUAGAGACAUUUAGUGGUCUUGGAAUGAUGGUAGGGCCUCCUAUAGGUGGCGCUCUCUAUGAGCUUGGUGGUUAUGGUCUGCCAUUUUUUGUCAUGGGAUCAGUUGUUAUUUUUUGUGGAGUACUUGUAACUCUCGUCAUGCCAACCAUAGAAGAUAGCAAAAGGAGAUUUAAGGGAACUAUAUUUGGACUGCUCAAAAGUCCUAUGAUACUUGUUACAUUCCUAAAUAUAAGUGCUGGAAGUAUAGCCCUAGGAUUUAUGGACCCAACACUAGCUAACCAUUUACUACGGUUUGAUCUGAAGACUUGGGUAGUAGGAAUGAUGUUUCUAAUAGCACCAGCUGUAUAUGGUCUCACCGCACCAUUUUGGGGAUAUCUUGGAGAUAAAAAGGGAAAAGUAAGGCUGAUGAUUGGGGGAGGUAACUUGUUUGCUGUAACUGCAUGGUUACUUCUUGGUCCUGCGCCGUUUCUGCCCUUUAUUCCCGAUGCCUUGUAUGUGAAUAUUAUAUCUCUAUUAUUGAUUGGACUGUGUAUUGGCUGUUCUUUAAUACCUACAUUUAAAGCAUUACUCAUUGGAGCCAACUCCUUAGGGUUACCUAAUGAUAUUGAUACUUAUGGAAAGGUAUCUGGUUUCUUCAAUUCUAGUUUUUCUUUCGGAGCAUUUUUUGGACCCACCAUAGGAGGUGUAAUGGUACAAAAGUUUGGGUUUCCAUGGGCCUCUUGUGGUAUCGCAGCAAUGCUGUGUAUAGGGGGCGGGCUGAUGCUAAUAUACCUGUGUGUUGUUCCAGUUUUACCAAGUCUGCCAGGGGAAACUCCAUUUGAUGCCAACAUUAACAUAGAAAAAUCUAAAGACAUUACUAAAAUUUCAUCUACGUCAGAAACUACAGAAACCACUUUAUUGAAUUCUAAUGAAAAUAAAACUGAUUUAAAUGUUUGAAACUAGCGUGAAACCAAAAACUUAUAUACAAAGUGCAGUGAACUGUGAUGAAUUUUACGUCAAUUGCAAGCAUUUGUAAAAAAAUGUGGAAACCGGCUUCGGGUUUGCAUAUACUGAGUAUAAAUAAUGAUGCUUUUUGACAUCUGGAAGAAAAAUAUAGAAUUAUUCAUGAUAAAUUGUUAAAAAAGCAAGCUCUAUGCUGAAUAGUCUGAGUACUUUGGUUGUUGGUGAAGAGAUUUUUUUGUAUUUCCCCCUAAACAAUAGAGGCAUAUAGGAUAAAAAUAUAUGCCCAAGCACCUUGUUAAAUUUUUGUGUUUCCGGUGAUAUACAAUGGUAAAAGAAACUGGAUUAGGUUUUGGUGAUAUAUAACAGUUAAAGCAACUAGAUUAAGUUUUGGGGUCAUAUAAUGGUAAAAUCAGUAUAUUAACUCUGUAUGACUGGAAUGAAAGGGCCAUGGUCCUCAGUUCAACAAACGAAAAAUAAGAAAAUAAAAGGUCCCCUAAGCAUAUUUUGUGUAGAAUGUUAAUCUGAGGGUUUUUCUGCAAGGGCUUUUUUUCUCUGUUACCCAAUUUCAAUACUUUAGGUUAUAUGCUGAAAGGGGUAUGUUUGUGUAUCAAACAAUUCCUUUUUUGGUUUCCGUGCAUUAAGCUGGUUGUGGAAGUUAAUCUUUUUUCUCUGAACUUUUUUGGUUUUUUUUGUUUGUAUAUUAAAUUGUAAGUCAGGUAUAAAGCUCUUGUUUAUUGUUUAAAGUCUUGCAGUUAUUUGUAAGAUGUCUAUUGCAUUGAUUUUUGGUUGUUUUUUUUUUUUACAAAGUUAUUUUUACCAUGAAUUUAGUCAUACAUACACCAUAUGAAUGGCAAUAAAAGUGUGUUCAUGUUAUUUUGAACAAAUUUUGAUUAUUUGAAUAUAAAUUUUUUAUAUUAUUAAAUCAGCAUGCCUAAAGAUUCAUGCUAAUUUUCAUAAAAAUUUAAAAAAUGUAUUAAAAAGUAAAAUAUUGUCAAAUGAAAAAAAAAAACUUGAAAAAAAAAGUUAUUGACACAUUGCAAACGGCACUUAAAAUCAACAGAAAUUGCCAAAAAGUAGGUCAGAAUAUGCAAAAAUAGCUCUUGAUGUGUUAGUCACACAGUAGAAAUAUGGUGAUAGAUACUGCAAAAUCAGUCAUUAAUUGCACACAAUAUGUAAAUUAUUAGUUGAAUAUCUUGAAUCUUUUCACUUUCCUUAAAAUCCUAGUACAUUUUUCUCAAAUUUGAUUUUCUUGAACUAUUUUUGCUUUAGGCAUGCUGCUUUAAUUCUUUUUGAAGCCAGUAGGCAAGAUUAGAUUGUUUAAAGGCACAUUAUGCCUCAGAAAAGAAUUAAUUAUGACUUCUUUAGAAAGAGCAAACAUGGAUUUUAUAACAGAUAAAUAAUGGUUUUAGAGCUUGUUAGAUACUUGUAACCUAAAGAAAAAGUGAUAAAUGUGAGAUCAUUUGUCAUGAAAUUAGCAAAAUGUAAACAAAGUAGUAUUUUGACUUCCAUACAAAAUACUAUAAUCAUUUCCAAAAAAAAAAAAAAAAAAAAAAAAAAAAACAGAA
This is a messenger RNA of Ruditapes philippinarum (Manila clam), 3270 nucleotides long. Its product is annotated as MFS-type transporter SLC18B1-like. The coding region runs from base 230 to 1699 and encodes 489 amino acids. The record is from RefSeq and is a predicted model, not a curated record. NCBI's taxonomy places the organism in Eukaryota, Metazoa, Mollusca, Bivalvia, Venerida, Veneridae. Gene Ontology annotation, molecular function: transmembrane transporter activity. The transcript is spliced from 15 exons. Gene Ontology annotation, biological process: transmembrane transport.